Frankliniella occidentalis (western flower thrips) is the source of this 934-nucleotide messenger RNA. RefSeq lists its product as uncharacterized. The coding region runs from base 94 to 651 and encodes 185 amino acids. The transcript is spliced from 4 exons. NCBI's taxonomy places the organism in Eukaryota, Metazoa, Arthropoda, Insecta, Thysanoptera, Thripidae. The record is from RefSeq and is a predicted model, not a curated record.
UGUUACAUCUUGAUUGUGUCAUUUGUCGCACAAUCGAUGUAGCGGUGUCGCUUAAAAGGAUUCAGUUUCUGCUUGGUAGUUAUCUCGUAAAGAAUGGCAGGUUUUCAAGUCAUUGUGUCUCUGCUACUCCUGGCAGCGCUCAGCGUUGCAGCUGACGACGAAGAGAAGGGUCCUUUGAGUUGGGAACCGGUUACUCGGGGAGAGGACCCUCCUGAUAACGCCAUCAUCGGAGGCUUCCGGAGGGUUGCGGGUAAAGACCAGCCGGACUACGUGGGGCGAGUCUGGCGUGCUUCGGCCAUCAUCCCUGGGGGCGUCUCAAAGUACGACGGGAAACACUACGCCUCCGCCACCCUACGGGGAACUUCAUACGUAAAUUUAGAUACGUACGAGGUAGCAGUCGAUCACUCGUCCCGGAUUCGCUGGGUCCCGGCCGCUUUAGGGGCUGUACCGACGGGGGCGGUGCCGUCGGGGGUCACCGCUGACGGUCAGCCUCUGUAUGUCUGCCGGGUGAUGGACACCGACCUCAGUGUUCACAAAGAUCAGUUUAUGCUGAGAGUGGGAGUGCUGGACACCGAGUCAAAGAAGUGUCACAUGGAUUUCCACGGACCUCAAGCUUUCCCCACGUACGAAGUACUUGUCAGCGAUGACUAGAUGAUCACGUCCGUAAUUCGACCGAUACGAACCCGCUAGGGACAGCCUAGGGAGCUCUCAUAGCGCCUGACAGGUAGGCAACAUCUUGCCACUGGAGCAUGCGUGUACUGCGGGGUAGCCUACCCCGAGUCUCACAGGCGCCGAUAUAAAUAAAUAUGAGGAAAACGCACGUACUUUCUGGUUAAUGUCAAAUCUCGGCGCUUAAAACUGUUUUAAAAACACAAACACAAAAUGUGAUGUAAAUUAGUAUUACGUAAUAAACGAUGAAGAAAAAAAGUCCUUA